GUAUGGCUGAAAUUAUUUUUAUGACUGCAGGGUCCUGUUUCAAUCACUGGCGUCAGGCAGGCGCACGACACGAACUCAAAAGUAUUUCACCUUCUGCAUAUCGCCGUAAAUAUUGCGAACAACAUAACUAGGCUACAACUUUUUGAGUUUUAAUUUGCCACCAACCUAAUAGAAGUUUACGGUUCUAGUAUCCUUCACUUGUGACUUUGAGAAGGUGUCUCUGUUGGACCUGUAGGACCUAGGUUACAGUCAUUUUUUUUCGCUCAGCUUAUGGCGGAGCUGAAGUUUUCUAACUUGUCGUGAGCCCUGAGAGCACUAGUGUUUGCUGAUGGAGCACCUCCAGGGAGCGUGGAAGACCCUGAGCAACGGCUUUGGAAUGAAGGACUCUGUGUUCGAGGGCCCCUGCCUCUCCCCCACCAUGGUUCAGGGCUUUCCCUACCAGCGCCGCUCCUCAGACGACAGCAAGAUCCCCGACUCUAAGACCAGCAGCACCAUCCGAGUCUACCUCCCCAACCAGCAGCGCACUGUGGUGAACGUGAGGCCAGGUAUGACCCUGCACAGCUGUCUGAUCAAAGCGCUGAAGGUGCGGGGUCUGCAGCCGGAGUGCUGUGCUGUCUUCAGACUGCACCCAGGACAGAGGAGUAAAAAGUCACGUAUGGAUUGGAAUACCGACUCUACCUCACUAAUUGGGGAAGAACUGCUGGUGGAAGUGUUAGAUCAUGUCCCCUUGACGACGCACAACUUUGUUCGGAAAACAUUUCUUAAGUUGGCCUUCUGCGAUAUAUGCCAGAAGUUCCUUUUGAACGGCUUCCGUUGCCAAACAUGCGGCUACAAAUUCCAUGAGCAUUGCAGCACCAAAGUGCCCACGAUGUGUGUGGAUUGGAGCAACAUCAGACAGCUCCUGUUGUUCCCUACACCAGGUGAAAGUGGGGGUCCAUCUCUUCCUCAUCUUACAUCUCGACGAAUGAGAGAAUCACUAUCCCGAUUCCCUAGCAGCUCUCUGCACCGCUACUCAACCCCUCACGCCUUCAACUACACGGCCCCCUACCCACCCACAGGGAUCACUCUGUCCCAGAGGCAGCGAUCCACCUCCACGCCCAACGUCCACAUGGUCAGCACCACCCUGCCUGUCGACAGCAGCAUGAUUGAGCUAGAUUGCCUGAAUGCCUAUCCUAGCUCCUGGUGCAGGCGCUUCUGGCUGAAGAGGAGAGUAGGUAUUGUGCGCUUCUCCAACUCUAUUCUUGAGGCGACUUCAGAGAGCCCAGCCAAGGAGGCAAUGCGUAAUCACGAAGCAAUGCGUAAUCAUGACUCCGACGGGAGUUCCCCCAGCCAGAGUCCCACAAGCUGGUCACAGUCUAAAACCCCAGCGCCAGACAGACGAGAACGGGCUCCGUCGUUCAACACUCAAGAGAAACACAAAAUUCGUCCGAGGGACAAGCGAGACUCUAGUUACUACUGGGAGAUCGAGGCCAGUGAAGUGGUGCUGCACUCCCGUAUCGGCUCAGGCUCCUUCGGAACGGUGUACAAAGGGAAAUGGCACGGUGACGUAGCAGUGAAGAUCCUAAAGGUGAUUGACCCCACACCGGAACAGUUCCAGGCCUUUAGAAACGAGGUGGCUGUGCUAAGGAAAACACGACACGUCAACAUCCUAUUGUUCAUGGGCUACAUGACGAAGGACAACCUGGCCAUCGUGACACAGUGGUGUGAAGGCAGCAGCCUCUAUAAACACCUCCACGUCCAGGAGACCAACUUACAGAUGUUCCAGCUCAUAGACAUCGCCAGGCAGACAGCUCAGGGCAUGGACUAUUUGCACGCUAAAAACAUCAUCCACCGGGACAUGAAAUCAAACAAUAUCUUCCUACACGAGGGCCUGACGGUGAAGAUUGGCGACUUUGGUCUGGCCACAGUCAAAGCCAGGUGGAGUGGUUCUCACCAGGUGGAGCAACCUUCAGGGUCCAUACUGUGGAUGGCUCCAGAGGUUAUACGGAUGCAGGACAAUAUGCCCUAUAGUUUCCAGUCUGACGUAUACUCUUACGGUGUUGUCCUCUAUGAGCUGAUGACAGGAGAGCUGCCAUACUCACAGAUAGCCAACAGAGACCAGAUCAUCUUCAUGGUGGGUCGGGGGUACCUGUCUCCAGACCUCAGUAAGCUUUAUAAGAGCUGCCCCAAAGCCAUGAAGAGGCUGGUGGCUGACUGCAUUAAGAAAAUCAAAGACGAGAGGCCUCUGUUUCCCCAGAUCCUGUCGUCCAUUGAGCUGCUGCAGCACUCCCUGCCUAAGAUCAACCGCAGUGCCUCGGAACCCUCCCUGCACAGAGCCUCCCACACCGAGGACAUCAACGUCUUCACAUCAACCUAUAGCAGGCUGCCUGUGUUCUAGAAUUACAGCACCCAACAUGCCCCUCCUACAUGCUCCUGUUCCAAAACAUACACACGUGUGCAUGAGCGCGCACACACGCAGACACACACACGCACCCAGACACACACACACGCUCGCUCACACACACACGCUCACACACAGACAGAAUAUCACCGGCAAAGAGGAAGAGGACUGACUGGGAGGAAAGGUGACAGUGAAUGGGAUCAAUAUGGUAUUUCAGUCACUGACUGAGUUGUGCCAGUGAUGGUUUCGGUGUAGAGAGCAGAGAAAGACUACCCAUUGGUUUGGAGAAGAUGAUUGGCAGUGAAGGAAAUGAAUGCCCAUUUCUAGGUUUAGUCAGAGGCCUACUUUUCCCCAUGGCUAAUAUGGGUGCAACGGACAGAGUGGCAAUGCAGUUAGUGAAAUAUGUGAAAGAAAGCACACCUACCUACCUGGGGACAGUGAGGCAGCACCCUCUGUGGGUCGGGAAUGCAUCCGGUUUUCAGGGGAAAUGGAAAGAGCGCCUGUGACACGACUUCUGCUUCCACUUUGUUUUGCUGGGCAGGUGGUCAAAAUGGUUAGAGCGUUGCGCCAGUAACCAAAGGUUUGCCUGAUUGAAUCCCAGAGUUGAAAAGGUGAAAAAUCCCUGUGUGCCAUUGAUGAUAAAUGUAAUGUAACGCUUUUGGACGUUAACAAGGCGACACUCCAUCUUAAAUCUUAACUCGUCCUCCACGUUUAGUGGAUUGGUUCAACAGUGCAGAAGACAACCUCCCCCCGACAGUUAAAAAAAAAUAUAUAUAUAUAUUGUCAGGGCCAGAAAGAAAGAAAUGUUGCUCAGGUGUUUAUUUUACUCCUGCUAUGUUAUAGGUUAGUGAGGUAGAGACAUCGAAGGAACCGCAUGUGAGAGAGCAGUAAAGAAGCUCUCUUAUCUCUGUGCUGUGAAGCACACCUUUCUGUCUUGACUGACAGGGACUGACUGCCUUGGUUUAUUAUGAAGGAUAGUUUCUCUAAGCUGACCUCCCCGAAGAGGAGAUGAAGCCUAGACAAAGACCCUGCACAAACCUCACCCAGGAUGAUUUUUAUAAAACAAAAAACAGUGAGACGCAAUCUGUUGUUUUUGUUUUUUUUAGGAUUAUUUGAUUGUACAUUGUCUUAAAUCCGAUAGAGAUACGAAAUGAUUAUCAGUGUCUUCAUCUUCAUGCUUUUAUUCUUUUUGUUUUGUCUUGUUAUUCUGGAAAAUUAUCGUCUGUCAGUCUGUCACGCAUGUGUGAUUGAGGAAGACAGUUUUAUAUAUUUUUUUUUUGUUGUGCACAUUUGAACUAAAGCGAUGCCUAUUUCUCCGGUCCAUGUGAUUUGUUCAUGGCUUUGCUGAGAGUUCUUAUCAGUAGUUACCUACACAUUUGAAUCAGCCUUCUCUUUGGGUUAACCAUCACCAGCUGGAUAUUAGGCAGUUCUCUUUAAUAUGUAGAAAAAUAUUUGACAUCUAAUUAGCUUUUUUUUGUCUGCCAUGUCUCUUUCAGGAGGUUAAACAUUUUAUUGUAAACGUGGUGAGAAUGUUUAUUCCAGGUUUUAUUUUAAUAAAAUUAAGUUAAACUAAA
Messenger RNA from Oncorhynchus keta (chum salmon), 3954 nucleotides. It is a transcript of the gene raf1a, whose product is annotated as Raf-1 proto-oncogene, serine/threonine kinase a. Gene Ontology annotation, biological process: protein phosphorylation; signal transduction. Gene Ontology annotation, cellular component: plasma membrane; cytosol; mitochondrion. Bases 329 to 2377 code for a protein of 682 amino acids. The record is from RefSeq and is a predicted model, not a curated record. Lineage: Eukaryota; Metazoa; Chordata; Actinopteri; Salmoniformes; Salmonidae. Gene Ontology annotation, molecular function: ATP binding; protein kinase activity. The transcript has 19 exons.